Eptesicus fuscus (big brown bat) is the source of this 1362-nucleotide messenger RNA. RefSeq names its product ankyrin repeat and SOCS box containing 16 (gene ASB16). The transcript has 5 exons. The record is from RefSeq and is a predicted model, not a curated record. NCBI's taxonomy places the organism in Eukaryota, Metazoa, Chordata, Mammalia, Chiroptera, Vespertilionidae. Gene Ontology annotation, molecular function: protein binding. Bases 1 to 1362 code for a protein of 453 amino acids. Gene Ontology annotation, biological process: intracellular signal transduction.
AUGGCGGAAGAGACCUUCCCCUUUACCUCCGCCACGCUGCGCUCUCUCCGCCUGCAGCGAGAGUGGCUGGAGUGGGAGGACAGGCGCAGGGCGGCAGCCCAGCUCUGCCGGAGCCAAAGGUGCCCCCCAAGUUCUCUGGCCCGACUGGCUAGGCCUCGCCGCUCCUGCCGAGACCCAGCGGUCCACAACGCCCUGUUCUCCGGCAACCUGCAGCAGGUCCAAGCCCUGUUCCAAGAUGAAGACGCCGCCAACAUGAUUGUGGAGACUGUGAGCAACCAGCUGGCCUGGUCGCCUGAACAGGGGUUCUGGAUACUGACCCCCAAGACCAAGCAGACAGCGCCCCUCACGAUUGCUGCGGCCCGAGGCUAUACCGACUGUGCCCGCCACCUCAUCCGUCAGGGAGCUGAGCUGGAUGCCCGGGUUGGGGGCCGGGCUGCCUUGCAUGAGGCAUGUGCCCAAGCCCACUCCGACUGUGUGCGGCUGCUGCUGGCCUUCGGUGCCAAAGCCAAUGUGUUGUCUGCGGAAGGCACAACCCCCUUGCACCUCUGUACGGCACCCGAGUCCUUACAGUGCGCCAAGCUGCUGCUGGAGGCCGGAGCUACCGUCAACGUGGCUGCGAGGGACAGCGAGAUGACACCCCUGCACGUGGCGGCGGCCCGCGGCCUGGAGGGGCACGUGGCUCUGUACUUGGCGCACGGAGCCGACGUGGGCCUGCGCACCAGCCAGGGCGAGACCGCGCUGAACGCCGCUUGCGCCGGGGCCGAGGGCCCCAGCGAUGGCCGGAAGCACCAGGCUGUGGCGCGCCAGCUCCUGGAAGCCGGGGCUGAUGCCCGGGCGGCCGGCCGCAAGCGCCACACGCCCCUGCACAACGCCUGUGCCAACGGCUGCGCGGCCCUGGCCGAGCUGCUGCUGCGCCACGGCGCCUGCGCUGGAGUCUCCAACGCAGCGGGCCACACACCCAUGGACUGCGUGCUGCAGGCUGUCCAGGACACCCCCGACUGGGAGCCCGAGGGCCUCUUCGGGGCACUGCUGGACUACGGGGCCCAGCCAGUGCACCCUGAGAUGCUGAAACUCUGUGCCAACCUCCCUCGGGCACUAGAAGUCCUACUUAACGCCUACCCUUGUGUUCCAUCCUGUGACACCUGGGUGGAGGCAGUACUCCCGGAGCUGUGGCAGGAGCAUGAAGCCUUCUACGGCUCGGCCCUGGCGAUGGUGAACCAGCCCAGGCGGCUGCAGCACCUGGCCCGGCUGGCUGUGCGUGCUCAGCUGGGUAACCGCUGCCGCCAGGCUGCCGACCGCCUCCCGCUGCCCCAGCUCCUCAGGGACUACCUGCUGCUGCGUGUGGAGGGGCGCAUCCAGUGA